Molecule: messenger RNA, 540 nt
Organism: Closterium sp. NIES-65
Lineage: Eukaryota; Viridiplantae; Streptophyta; Zygnematophyceae; Desmidiales; Closteriaceae
Source: the annotation of a GenBank genome assembly
AUGACGUUCGGACACCUGUCACUGGAGGCGUGUGAGUGGCUGUUUCUGGGGAAGGGGGAGGCGAGAGAAUGGGCCGAGUUGCAAGAGGGGGGGAGUGAGGGGGGGGAAGGGAGAGGGGGAGAUCGGGAGGAGGCUGGGAAGGGCGGGGGAGGAGAAGAGGAGAAGAGGAAACGGAGGAGGGAGGGAGGGGGGCGAGAAAAGGAGAGUGGAGGGGGAAGCGGGGGCGGCGGCGACAGGGUGGGAGGAGAAGGAAGAAGGUCAGGCUCUUUGAGGGAAGACAGCCGGAUAUCUGUGGGGUAUGGUGGAGACCCAAUGGAAGAACCGCAAUCUGGGAGAGCUGCUGCUGCUGCUGCUGCUGCUGCUGCUGCUGCUGCUGCUGCUGCAGGAGGAGGAGCAAGCAGUGUCGCUCAUUCUGCUGCUCUUUGCAUUCAACUCUCUCUGCUUUGCUCGCUCGCCAUUCUCCAUCUCCCCGUCUUUGCCCUCCCGUUGUGGCAGGAAGAACCGCAUUUUGGGAGAGCUGCUGCUGCGAGAUUUCAUUGA